Messenger RNA from Bubalus bubalis (water buffalo), 792 nucleotides. Its product is annotated as granzyme H-like. The record is from RefSeq and is a predicted model, not a curated record. Gene Ontology annotation, biological process: proteolysis. The transcript has 4 exons. Gene Ontology annotation, molecular function: serine-type endopeptidase activity. Bases 1 to 462 code for a protein of 153 amino acids. Gene Ontology annotation, cellular component: cytoplasm; intracellular membrane-bounded organelle. NCBI's taxonomy places the organism in Eukaryota, Metazoa, Chordata, Mammalia, Artiodactyla, Bovidae.
AUGCAGCUACUCCUGAUCCUCAUGGCCUUUCUUCUGCCUCCCGGGCUGGGAUACGUGAUGGAAAUCAUUGGGAGCCACGAGGCCAAGCCCCACUCCCACCCCUACAUGGCUUUGAUUCAGCUUAUGGGUGAGAAGAGUUGGAAGAGAUGUGGUGGUGUUCUCAUACAAAAAGACUUUGUUCUGAUGGCUGCUUGCUUCACAGAAAGCUCAAUCAUCGUCACCCUGGGGGCCCACAACAUCAAACAGCAGGAGAGGACACAGCAGGUCAUCCAGGUGAGGAGGGCCAUCCGCCAUCCAGGCUAUAAUGCUAAGAACUUCUCCAACGACAUCAUGUUACUGCAGCUGGAGAGAAAGGCCAAACAGACUGCAGCUGUGAGGCAGCUCCGCCUGCCCAGGGCCAUGGCCUGCAUGAAGCCAGGACAGACGUGCAGUGUGGCUGUGGCUGGGGGAAGGACUCCAUAGGCACCUACCCUAACUCACUGCAGGAGGUAAAGCUGAUCAUGCAGGAGGAUCAAAUGUGUGAGUCCCACUUACACUACUAUUACACCAACGCCAUCCAGCUAUGUAUGGGGGACCCAAAGACAAAGAAAGCUUCCUUUAAGGUGAGAAUGACAGUCUACUUUGCUUGGAUCUGGGGAGAAGUGUGUUUGCAGAAGAUCUGGGACCUGGGGACCGCCUCACCCUCUAGACACCAAGACACAUCCUGGGGCUAGUGUGUGAGUAUGCUAGUGUGUGACAUGAGUGCAAUUGUGUGGCAGUUUCAACAUUCUUUGGCAUUGCCUUUCUUUGGGA